AUGCCCUGGGUGAGUAGCCGCUGCGUCUCCGUUCCGUUGUCACAACUAAAAUGGCUUGAUAGCAUCAAUCAGAUAGACAUCCCUGAGCGUGGUGCCCAGGUCAAGCAGAUGCGGAGAAUCUAUGAAAGCGCAAAAACCGUCGUGAUAUGGCUUGGGCCGGAUGAAGACCAAAAAGCAGCUCUAGCCGUCGACUCAGUCCGUCAAAUCACCAACUUCCUGUGUCGGACACUGGGUAUCUCGCCUGAACACCUAUCAUCAGUGGAGGAAGUUUACCACGAGAUUGUUUUCCAAAAUCGGCAUCGCAUUCCCCUUCCUCAAGAAUGUGACUUCGUCACCAAAAACAUGUGGGAGUCGCUACUUUGGCUCUAUAGACAACCGUACUUUACCAGAGUGUGGGUCAUUCAGGAAAUCAACGCCAACAAGCAUCGACUGGCCUACUGUGGCAACGAGAUCAUCGAGUGGGAUGCAAUUGAGCUUGUCGCUGGCUAUAUUAUCCUCGAAACAGACUUCUCUAAAACCCAUGGCUUUACAGAUGCGUACUGCUGGUGGGCGUCAACCGCCCCGUCAGAGCUCCGGCAAGCCAAGAACUGGCUGCACAUGCUAUACCUCGCGUCCAACUUUGGUGCCACCGAUUCGAGGGACGUGGUAUAUGGUCUCCGAGGAAUGAUGAACUGCGAGGAAGGCGGCUGGCUGCUAGACCCCGAUUAUAGCAAGUCUACAGUCGAAGUAUAUCGCCAAACUGUUGAAGCCGCCUUUGUGAACUAUAAGUCAACAAAUGCUCUACUGUACGUCUCCGGCGUCGAGGAUCCCUCAUGGAUACCCCGUUGGGAUCGUCCUAUGCUGUUUCGCAACCCUUUUCGGUUUGGAAAACCAGUUCCGUGGAAACCAGCGGGCAAGUCGCGACCAGUGUGGAGCAUUGAUAAGAACAAGAACAUUUUGUCUCUCUCUGGCUUCGUCCUUGAUUCUAUCGAAUACGCCGAGCCCUACUACGAAACCUUCUUUGGCAGCACAAUCAUGGCUUCGGAAGAAGGAAAACUCGAGCUGAACAGAGCCUGGAAUAGGAUUCUCGGCAUGAUGGCGAAGAGUCUGCCAGGCGUACCAUUCGAGAACAGUAUUCUUGCAGCUACAUCAAUUUCCUUCUCUUUUGGAUUGGACCACAAGUGUCAACCAUCCGACGAAGUUCCCUUAUUUCGGAACUUCGUCGCCUAUCUAAAAAAAGUGCUCGACGAGGAAACAUAUAAUAAAUACGUAUCAAAAGCCACAUCCGAGGAAUGCAAAGACGGUGACGGGGAUGUGUUUGGCAAGCCUGUUUGGGAUUUCAAUUACCCGGUAGCUAGCUUUUUCAUUACCAAAACGAAAAUGAUUGGGUGUUGCAUCGCGUCAACUGCCCCUGGGGACUUUAUUUACGUUCCCCACGGUUGCACAUAUCCGCUGGUACUGCGGCCAAACAGCGAUCAGUUUCGCAUUAGAGGGUUUUGUUUCGUUCAUGGCAUCAUGAAAGGAGAGAGUCAGAAUUCUGCCGGAAGAAUGGUUGACAUCCGUUGA
Pochonia chlamydosporia 170 is the source of this 1545-nucleotide messenger RNA. RefSeq names its product ankyrin repeat and SAM domain-containing protein 6. NCBI's taxonomy places the organism in Eukaryota, Fungi, Ascomycota, Sordariomycetes, Hypocreales, Clavicipitaceae. The transcript has a single exon. The coding region runs from base 1 to 1545 and encodes 514 amino acids. The record is from RefSeq and is a predicted model, not a curated record.